CUUGGGCCAGCCUUGGUAGGGGUGGGGGUGGGGAAUCGCAGGCCGACUGCGAGCAGGAUGGCGGCUCAAAUUCCAAUCGUGGCUGCCACUCCUACCCCCGCCAUAGCUAGGAACAGCAAGAAGAGGCCAGCUAGCCCUUCCCACAACGGCAGCGGAGGGGGUUAUGGCGCUAGUAAGAAGAAAAAGCUAUCUGCUUCUGGCUUUGGUCAGGGUGUCAGCAUUGAAGCCAUGAGUGAGAAUAAAAUGGCAUCCUCUGAGUUUAGCUCGGGGCCUCUGGAAAAAGCUGCCAAACCGCUGCCAUUUAAGGAUCCCAACUUUGUGCACUCAGGCCAUGGUGGCGCAGUAGCUGGCAAGAAGAAUAGAACCUGGAAGAACCUCAAACAGAUCCUCGCUGCUGAAAGGGCGUUGCCAUGGCAACUGAAUGAUCCUAACUACUUUAGUAUUGAUGCUCCACCAUCCUUUAAGCCAGCUAAGAAAUAUUCUGAUGUUUCAGGCCUCCUUGCCAACUACACAGAUCCUCAGAGCAAGCUGCGGUUCAGCAGCAUUGAAGAGUUUUCCUACAUUCGAAGGCUGCCGUCUGACGUGGUCACAGGCUACCUGGCCCUACGGAAGGCCACGAGCAUUGUUCCCUGAGAAGUGGAGAUGGAGUGGGAGUGACCUCAGAUCACAUUGCACUUGUGACCUUGUUUCAUAGAAACAAGCAUUUCUGCUGUCACCUGAAAAUGUCAGCUCUGUGCCUUGGAAAGAACGUCUGGCUUUACUGUGAGGAUUUUUCUGGGUUUGUGUGUGU
Molecule: messenger RNA, 790 nt
Organism: Acomys russatus (golden spiny mouse)
Lineage: Eukaryota; Metazoa; Chordata; Mammalia; Rodentia; Muridae
Gene: Ino80c
Product: INO80 complex subunit C
Exons: 5
Coding region: 58-633 (191 amino acids)
Biological process (GO): chromatin remodeling
Cellular component (GO): Ino80 complex
Source: RefSeq, a predicted model, not a curated record